UCUGAUCUAGAUUGUGAGAUGUGGUUUUGAUCUUAGGGAAAUUUUUGUUAAUUUUUUGUUCAUAAUGUAGAUUUAUUGGGUUUUUUCCCUGUUUAGCUGCAAUGUAACUAUCAAGGAUUUGAUUCUUGUAGGAAUUUGGAGAGUGGUCACUAGUCACUACUGAAGCAAAACCAAAUUUCUGGAAAAAAUGGAGUUUUCCAGGAUUUUUAUGAUUAGUUGUUCUGUAUUGCUCUUGUGCUCCUCAUUGGCAUAUGUUCAAGCUGCUAGUCCUCCGGCUCCUGUUGCAAUGAGCCCAACUACGACACCAGCACCGGCACCCGCACCGGCAUACGUAAACCUCACUUAUUUACUCUCUGUGGCAGGUCCAUUUCAGACUUUCCUUGACUACCUUGAAUCCACAAAAGUCAUGGACACCUUCCAAAACCAAGCCAACAACACUGAACAAGGCAUUACAAUUUUCGUACCAAAAGACAAUGCCUUCAAGGCUCUUAAGAAGCCUUCUUUAUCCAAUCUCAGUGAUGACCAGCUGAAAUCACUCAUCCUUUUCCAUGCCCUGCCCAAAUACUAUGCCCUUGCAGACUUCAAUGGCCUCAGUGCCAAAGGCCCUGUUAGUACUCUUGCUGGUGGCCUAUACACUAUGAAUUUCACUGAUGAUUCUGGCACCGUGCUCCUCAAUUCAGGAUGGACCAGGACAAAAAUCAGCAGCGCUGUACAUUCAACUGACCCUGUUGCAAUAUACCAAGUCGAUAAGGUCCUUCUUCCUGAGGCCAUCUUUGGUACUGACAUACCUCCAACUCCUGCUCCAGCCCCAGCUCCUGAUAUCAGCCCAGCUGCAGAUACUCCAUCAGCAGAAUCCAAAGAAACUGGUUCUUCACCAAAGUCUUCACCUUCAAAUUCAUCAUCUCAUAGGAUUUUGAACUUGAGCAUUUGGUGUCAGCUGGUUUUGGCAGUCUUAGGUGGUUCUGUCCUUUUGAGAUAGGACUUCAUUGAGUCUAUUUUAUGUGAACAAGGGGUGGCACAUCUGGGUUUCUCAAUUCACUUUGAUUUUUAAAACCAUUUUUUCAUUUAUAUGUUAUUGAGGUUUAAGUGUUAAGAAUGUGAGUUCAUGUGUUACAAUUACUAUUUCAAUUUAAAUGAUAUUUUGCUUGAAUCUCCGUUUCCAUAUCAUUGUUUUUCUUGUUCAGGGUAUCAUAGAAUUGUAAUUGGCAUGCUGUUAA
This is a messenger RNA of Durio zibethinus, 1217 nucleotides long. RefSeq names its product fasciclin-like arabinogalactan protein 7. Lineage: Eukaryota; Viridiplantae; Streptophyta; Magnoliopsida; Malvales; Malvaceae. The record is from RefSeq and is a predicted model, not a curated record. Gene Ontology annotation, biological process: plant-type secondary cell wall biogenesis. Gene Ontology annotation, cellular component: plasma membrane.